Molecule: messenger RNA, 2309 nt
Organism: Dreissena polymorpha
Lineage: Eukaryota; Metazoa; Mollusca; Bivalvia; Myida; Dreissenidae
Exons: 12
Coding region: 197-1435 (412 amino acids)
Source: RefSeq, a predicted model, not a curated record
AACAACAACAACUAGCACACGUAGAAAUUAUGAAGAGUUAAUUUUAUCUAAGAUCUUAUCGGUACAUAACAUUAAUUUUAUUUUACUGCUAACCAACUGCUAUUGUCUCAACUUUUUUUGUGCAUUUUUUAUUUUUCAAUCAGAUCUUGUUGAAAAACUGCAUUAUUUGGAUCUGUUGUUUACAAUUACGGAGAAGAUGACAGAAACUAGGCAAAGAAAAAAGGAAAAGAAUCCAACUUCUGAAAAUGGGAAUGAUCAAUUGCCAUCCGAAAAACAAGAAAAUAAAAAGAAGCUUUCAUCAAGACUACUGAAGAUAAAAGAAGCUCAGUCAAAGGGUGUUUUUGGUCAUUUUCUCACGCUGUGCAAGUUCUUGAUUUUUCUCGCGGUGAUUCCACCCUUCCUGAACUAUGCUGCUCUUCAGAGGGAGUCUGAAGCCUUGAAACCAGAUGGUGAAUUAUAUGACAUUGGCUGGGGACAGAAGCUGCUUCUUUCGUGUCAGGGCAAGGGGUCUCCCACAGUUGUGCUUGAUGCCCCGACCGGAAUGAGCUCAGACGCGUGGGCUCUGGUGGCACCUAAAAUUGCAAAGUACACAAGGGUGUGUAUUUAUGACAGAGCAGGAAUAGGAUUUAGUGACCGGCCGUUUUAUAAUUCAACAGAAGGGAAUGGGUCGGAAAAGAAAAGUAAUUACAGAAAUAGAUGGACGCCAUUUACAGCUGAAAGGAUGGUAGAGGACCUACACCAGCUGAUUUCCCGUAGCAGUGAUCAGCCGAAGCCUUUCCUGCUGGUAGGGGCUGAAUUAGGGGCCCUGGUGGCCCAGUUCUAUGCAAGAAUGUUUGAAAGUGAAGUGAUGGGACUGGUUCUGAUAAAUCCCCUGUCAGAAGAUGUGUUCCAGCAGGACAAUGGUGUCUGGAUUCACAGCUGGUUUGGUCACAUGGUCCCGUCCUUCCAGACGAUUCAGCUGGGCGCAGCUAUAGGCAUCACACGUCUUGCCAUCAUGAUGGGCUACUUACAGCAUCCGAUGUCACGAGUUGUCGAUCUCUUGGAUGAUAAUAUUGACAAACGACAGAAAUAUUUAAUGUGUUACCCGAAGCAUCUCAGUUCAGUAGUGGAUGAGCAUCAUUUUAUGAAUGAAACGUUCUCCCAGUUUAGGACUGCAAAAACUAUCAAAUCCAUUGCGAGGAAUAUUUCUGUGACAGUGAUCACUGGGAAUUAUUAUGACGAGCAGAUGCCUGGCCCACUUAACAAGGCAUGGGCGAAGUCAGAACAGAAUCUAAUCACGAACACCUACCCUCACAGCCAUCACAUAGUCGUGAACGGUGGAGACCGACAUUUACUGUACGAGAAAUCAGAUGCGGUGGUGGAACCGAUCCGGAAGAUCGUGAAACAGUGGCGUUCUAAACAGAAUGCAAACAUUGAUAAUGCCAAGUCUAGCUGAUGAAGGAAUGUGAAUAAUAAUACAUAAUUCUAAAAAGGCAGCAUUAAUGUAUAUUUUAAGUGUGUUUAAAGUUUAAUCAGUCUUAGUGAUUAGUAAAAUAGUGUUCUAUGGGAUUUGAAUGUUGUUUGUAAUUUGUAUAACAUUGAAAAUUUGCUCAUUGUGACUGUGGAGUCACUAAUUUUCCUAGAGGUUUUUAUCUUUUUGCUCCCUCCAUUGCACAGUUAUUUGGCCACAGCCAAUAUUUACCAAAUAAACAAUAAGUCAUCAUGCCUCCACUCCAGAGUACAUUCUCAUUCCUGUGUAAUGUAGGAAGUAAAUUGUUAAUAAAAUAAACAGGGUGUUGUCAACAUACAAUAUACUGAAUAUCCAUAUAUAAAUUGUAAAUAUGUAUGGUAACAAAAAUGCAAUUAAUUUAAAAAUGUGUAAAUUAAAUUCUGAAUCGUCCAAACUCUACCAGAUUGUUUAUGUUCUUAUGACGUAAACCUUGAUUAACGAAAUAAAUGCACCUGCAUUGUAUGUUUAUCCUUAAAAUGGAUGAACGUAAUUCUGACAUGUACGUUUUGUGGACUCCGUGCGCCUUGUAAUGAAAAAAAACAAAACCAUGCAUAGAUCAUUCAGUAAAAAGACCUCAAAUUUACACAUGUUAACAUAUUUGAAUAAGGUAAUGAAGUUUGGUAAAGAUACAGUUAAAAGUUAAAGAUAGAAAUAAUAGAUCUGACACGUUGAAUUUUGCAUUUUUCUUUUUAAAAAGAGCAUUAACUCAGAAGUGCCUGGCUCAAUUUUAAUGUUCAUUGUUCUUGCCCUCCAUUUUUUGUCAACAAAUUUUGGCAUAAAGUUUGGUGAAGAUUCAAAUAAAAUGUCAAGAGAUUGGAAA